Penicillium brevicompactum is the source of this 1014-nucleotide messenger RNA. RefSeq lists its product as uncharacterized. Lineage: Eukaryota; Fungi; Ascomycota; Eurotiomycetes; Eurotiales; Aspergillaceae. The coding region runs from base 1 to 1014 and encodes 337 amino acids. The transcript is spliced from 4 exons. The record is from RefSeq and is a predicted model, not a curated record.
AUGUCACCCUUCUAUGACACUCUUAUCCAUGAAAUGGAAACCAGCGACACUUCCCAGUAUGUCGCCGGUUUGGAGAGGCACAUUUGUCGCCUUCAGCAGAUACUGAGAGAAUGGACACCUUACGUCCCCCAGCAUAUCAUUGUGCGAUCUCAACUUCCACUUGAAAUCGACACAACUCAUCUUCCCCAACCUCCGAUACCUUUGGACCCUUCAUGGGCAACAUUCAUUGCAUCUUAUCAGAAAUUCUUGCUAGGUGCGCUUUGUCACGUUGCAUGUUGCCUCGGCAAGGACCCAAAGUCUGUGGACAAGAUGAUGGGGUUCAUCUCGAAAGGAGGGCCCGAUCACCUUCAGGAACUUCGGCAUGGAGCGGCUUGGGGGGUUGAGGCAAUUGAUCGCCUCCAAACAGAGAGCGAUUGGGAUAUCAGAAGUGGUGAUAUUUUGUUCUACUUUACCCCAACCUUUACUUCUUUAAGGUACUGGGCGAAAGCAAACAAAUCGAUGUCCAUAUUUACCACCAGUCUGAAAGGCGAUCAAUAUACAAAGAGCCCGGUGGAUUUGCACUCAAACCAUCUCUCAGUUCCGUGCAUAAUUAAGUGCAUAUUCGGCAAGAGUGUCCGUCUCUCCGACGUGUGUAAGGUUCUCCACUGCAAUUUUGAUAUUGCACGAAAAUCAUUUGCAAAAUGGUACCUAGAGCCAUUUGGUUCAGAUGUCAUGGAUGAUUCGGAGAGACAAAGGCUCUUCUCUCCCAUGACACAGUUCACUCUCCACGGAGAGGCUGACUACCGGACUGAAAUCCAAAUAGGAAGGGACUCGCAGCCUAAAAGAGGUUCCUUGCGCGAAGCGCAGAAAAGACGACGUAUUAGCAGCGGGACCAGUUCAAAUCUAGAAGAAGACCUGUCUCCUAUUCCUAACCUGUCUGCCAAUGCGCAAGUGCAGACAACUCUUGACGAAUGCCCCGAGCAUUCCCUUCUAAAUCAAUCCGGUGAGCCUUCAGGAAAAGAUCCAUCGACAUGA